Molecule: messenger RNA, 960 nt
Organism: Diaporthe amygdali
Lineage: Eukaryota; Fungi; Ascomycota; Sordariomycetes; Diaporthales; Diaporthaceae
Product: ankyrin repeat containing protein
Exons: 4
Coding region: 1-960 (319 amino acids)
Source: RefSeq, a predicted model, not a curated record
AUGGACACUCACAUCAGCCGAGAAUUUGCGGUAUCGUUGCUUGCCGCCUGUGAAGGCGACGAGGAGACAACUAUUGCACCCCAGUGCCUGACAGAACCCAAAUUUCUCGCCACAUUCUCGGACUUUCUCGGAAACAUUCUCAAGGACUGGACCACCCUGCCCCCUCAACUAAGAACAACUUUUCAGAAUACUUUUAGCGCUAACGGCUGGCACCUCUCCUUUGAAAGAGACGUUGCAAGCUGGAUAAAGUCCGAAAUUGACAGCUCUCUCGCACCGCAAGAAGACACGGCCACUCGGCUCUUCGGCCACCUCCGCAGACUGUCUAAACCUACAACACCUCUUCAGACUGUGAUGAGGCAGAUUUAUCUAGUGGAAUUUCAUCACUUGCGACAAACUUUCAACACACGUUUCACAAGCCUUACCAGGGAACCUCUUGCGACGUACAUUGGUAAGCGUCUUGACUUGGAGGCGACAGAAGUCAGGUCUGUCUACAAGUAUCUUGCACAAGCAGAAAAGCGUGUACAAAAGGGUCCAGAGUUCGAUGAUGUAAUCCAGUUGCUCAAAGAUCGAGGGCUUGUUCGAAAUGAAGGCACAGAGUUAUAUUACAACCUGGCGGACGAGUUCAUCUCACGCCGUCGUGACGAGGGGACGUGCCUUGUUGAUAAAAUAUGUGGGAAUAGUCGGUCGCGGAGAAGACCCACAACACGGAUCAAGAUCGAGAGCUUGGGGAUCGAGCCGACAACUCCUACAGCUGUUGGCAGUUGGUCAUCACCUAGUGCCGGUCAACAUCUUGACAGGGCUGGUGUGUCCAUGCCACAGGGUGUGUUGCAGAACAUUGCAUGUGGGGUCUCCCUCGUAUCCAAGACAUUCAGGAGCCGGGGCAGUUCAGUCAGACCUCCACUCAAGAAACCGCUGGUCAACAUCACGAUACUCCCAUGGAUGAUUUUCAUCGGACCAUGA